Messenger RNA from Eutrema salsugineum, 2648 nucleotides. RefSeq names its product pentatricopeptide repeat-containing protein At1g08070, chloroplastic. Gene Ontology annotation, molecular function: RNA binding; protein binding; zinc ion binding. The transcript has a single exon. Bases 198 to 2420 code for a protein of 740 amino acids. The record is from RefSeq and is a predicted model, not a curated record. Gene Ontology annotation, biological process: RNA modification. Lineage: Eukaryota; Viridiplantae; Streptophyta; Magnoliopsida; Brassicales; Brassicaceae.
UUCGCAGAGAGAUUAUCCCAGAGAGAAGCACUGUUGAAGAAGAUCACUAGAGGUUUCUUGCUGCUGAGGACUUAGGGAAAAUGCUCGAUUCCUCGCGUUGGAGACUUGAUUCUAUGGAGCGAUGGAAGUACAAUCACUGAAGCCGAUCAUUUUUGGCGGGUAGCUAAAAUAUCCGUUAGACGCGAUAAGAAGCAAGCAUGAUGCUCUCGUAUCAUCCUCUCACCGUUCCCUCUUGUCACACAUUCCAUUUCCUUCCUUCUUCUUCCGAUCCUCCCUACGACAUUAUCCGAAGCCACACUUCUCUUUCUCUUCUCCUCAAUUGCAAAACUCUCAAAUCUCUACGCAAAAUCCACGCUCAGAUGAUCAAAACCGGCCUCCACAACACCAAUUACGCUCUCAGCAAGCUUAUUGAGCUCUGCGUUCUCUCUCCACACUUUGAAGGCCUUACUUAUGCGAUCUCUGUUUUCGAGACGAUUCAGGAGCCGAACCAGCUGAUUUGGAACACAAUGCUUCGAGGGCACGCGUUGAGUUCGGACCCCGUUUCAUCUCUCAAGCUUUAUGUUUCCAUGAUUUCACUUGGGCUUCUUCCUAAUUCCUACACGUUCCCGUUUCUCUUGAAAUCUUGUGCAAAAUCGAAUACUUUAAGGGAAGGGCAACAGAUCCACGGGCACGUUCUGAAAUUCGGGUAUGGUCUAGAUCUCUACGUACACACUUCUCUGAUCUCCAUGUACGCUCAAAACGGGAGAUUAGAAGACGCGCAACAGGUGUUCGAUAGAAGUUCUCACCGAGAUGUGGUUUCCUACACAGCUUUGAUCACCGGUUAUGCAUCCAGAGGCUAUACGCAAAGUGCCCAGAAGAUGUUUGAUGAAAUUCCAGAUAAAGACGUAGUGUCAUGGAAUGCAAUGAUUUCAGGGUAUGUCGAAACCGGUUACUAUAAAGAAGCGUUCGAAUUGUUUGAAGAUAUGAUGAAGUCGAACGUUAGUCCAGACGAGAGUACAAUGGUCACUGUACUUUCUGCUUGUGCUCAGUCUGGGAGUAUUGAAUUGGGUCGUCAGGUACAUUCAUGGAUUGAUGAUCAUGGGUUCGGUUCAAAUCUCAAGAUUGUUAAUGCUCUCAUCGAUUUGUAUUCAAAAUGUGGUGAAGUGGCGACAGCAUGUGGUCUGUUCGAGGGAAUGUCGUACAAGGAUGUAGUUUCUUGGAAUACCUUGAUUGGUGGUUACACACACAUGAGUCUUUACAAAGAAGCAUUGCUGUUGUUUCAAGAAAUGCUGAGAUCAAAUGAAAGUCCAAACGAUGUGACGAUGCUAAGUAUUCUUCCUGCUUGUGCACACCUUGGAGCCAUCGAUAUUGGAAGAUGGAUUCAUGUGUAUAUUGCCAAGAAAUUAAAGGGUGUUACAAAUGCUUCUUCUCUCCGGACUAGCCUCAUCGACAUGUAUGCUAAAUGUGGAGACAUAGAGGCAGCACACCAAGUGUUCAACAGUAUGCUCCAUAGAAGCUUGUCGUCUUGGAACGCAAUGAUAUUUGGGUUUGCGAUGCACGGGAGAGCCAAUGCAGCAUUCGAUCUUUUCUCAAGAAUGAGAAAGAAUGGGAUUGAACCAGACGGUAUCACCUUUGUUGGUUUGCUCUCUGCUUGUAGCCACUCGGGUAUGUUAGACCUUGGACGCCGUAUUUUCAGAUCAAUGACACAGGACUACAAUAUAACUCCGAAACUAGAGCACUACGGCUGCAUGAUUGAUCUUUUGGGUCAUUCGGGUCUAUUCAAUGAGGCAAAAGAAAUGAUAAACACGAUGCCAAUGGAGCCCGAUGGAGUGAUUUGGUGCUCCCUUCUCAAAGCUUGCAAGACGCAUGGGAAUCUUGAACUGGCGGAAUCAUUUGCACAAAACCUCAUGAAGGUUGAACCAGAAAACCCAGGUUCUUAUGUACUUCUAUCUAACAUCUAUGCAACAGCAGGAGAAUGGAACAAAGUAGCAAAAAUACGAGCGCUCCUCAAUAAUAAAGGUAUGAGGAAAGUUCCCGGUGGCAGCUCUAUCGAAAUAAAUUCUGAGGUUCAUGAGUUCAUCAUUGGGGAUAAAGUCCAUCCACGGAACAGAGAAAUCUACGGAAUGUUAGAAGAAAUGGAGGUGUUACUGGAGAAAGCCGGGUUUGUUCCGGACACUUCUGAAGUCUUGCAGGAGAUUGAAGAAGAAUGGAAAGAAGGAGCACUCAGGCAUCACAGCGAGAAGCUAGCUAUUGCAUUUGGGUUGAUCAGUACGAAACCUGGGACUAAACUUACGAUAGUGAAGAAUCUAAGAAUUUGCAGAAAUUGUCAUGAGGCUACAAAGCUUAUUUCCAAGAUUUACAGAAGGGAGAUUAUUGCCAGGGACAGAGCUCGGUUCCACCAUUUCAGAGACGGUGUGUGUUCUUGCAAUGACUGCUGGUAAAAGAACGCAUGAAACAAAUAGAAAAGGACCCUAAAAUAUAUCUAAGAAGAUACAUUUAUGCAAAGUAUAUACAUACAUGUAAAUAAAGAGUUUUGGGAAAUCUUUAUGGUCACUCAGCUGUUUGAUACACGCAUCUUUCUCAAACUGACCGAUUAAGAUUUAGAUGUGUAUGUCCAUAUCUUCAGAGUUGAGAUGAGAUGCCUUGCUUGGUGCUUUUAUUUAGUGUAA